Messenger RNA from Engraulis encrasicolus (European anchovy), 7269 nucleotides. RefSeq names its product erythrocyte membrane protein band 4.1 like 2 (gene epb41l2). Gene Ontology annotation, cellular component: cytoskeleton; plasma membrane. The transcript has 23 exons. The coding region runs from base 1344 to 4844 and encodes 1166 amino acids. NCBI's taxonomy places the organism in Eukaryota, Metazoa, Chordata, Actinopteri, Clupeiformes, Engraulidae. Gene Ontology annotation, molecular function: actin binding; structural molecule activity. Gene Ontology annotation, biological process: cortical actin cytoskeleton organization. The record is from RefSeq and is a predicted model, not a curated record.
UUGACUUUCACUAGCUUAGCGACAUAUUCCCUCUUUUAACUUGUUUUAAAGCAAGACAACGCUUAACUUGAAAAAUAAGACUCUUUACCACCUUUAUAAACCCCAGCCAACGAUGUUAACUGUAUUAAGCCCCAAAAUAGUGGCAUACCCCUUUAACGCAGGUUCUAGAUGACCCACUCUGUGAAGUCACUGUUCGUGUUAGGAGGAAAACGCGGCUGGGUACUUACUGAACUAGAUUUACACGUCUUGUCACUUACAUACAGUAAAGUACAUAGGUGUCACAGGCACGAUUUUUGCUGAGACACCAUGUGCUCAUGAUGUGUAUGGCAAAGCUCUGACUCUCACACACACACACCCCUCUCUCUCUCUCUCUCCGCGUAAGGCCUCAUGCUUCCACAGCAGUCUUCAGAUGACAACAAGGCCGAAUGUUAUCAUGUGAAGCCUGUGCCUGUGACUGAGUGAGUCAAUCCCAUGUUAACAUCGAGGGGAUUUAAAAGCAGAGCAGGAGUCAGCAGCACGCCUGCUAGCUAAUCCAGCCCCAUCACCUUAACCAUUAGCCUUCUCAGCUAAUCAGCAAACAAGGGGCCAGAGAGAGAGAGAGAGAGAGAGAGAGAGAGAGAGAGAGAGAGAGAGAGAGAGAGAGAGAGAGAGAGAGACCGUAGGUGGAAGAGGGCCUAUUUUUAAACCCGCAGGCUUCUUUCUUUGAACCCCAGACCAGACCUGUGUGUGUGUGUGUCCUUCGGUGUUCGGUCUUUACAGGUGAGGUGUGUGUUCUGUCAGGGGAGUACCUCGACAGCCCCAAAGGGUACGUACGUAAGGCAGCACAGACAGGACAUCUAGUUGAAUACUCUUCUCGUUUUAUUCUCUUGCUUGAUAUCCGUGAGCCAGAUGGUGGCUCGUGAUAAUUCUGUUGGCUAAUCCCCUUUUCCGAAAUCGGUGUAGCCAUGCUCUGGGAUUUUGCAGGAAACCUUCCAGAGAGAAAGGCGUUGGAGGAGGAGGGCAGUGUUUGUUAGUAGUACCUGAUAUCUUCUGCUAUAACUUAUAAUACCAGUUUACUUGGAGAGAAAUGUCUAUGGUUGUUUGUGCUGCAGUGCUGAAGCUCCAGUCAUAACAUUGUAUUAACAAGGUGUAUUGGGCAUCACAAGGUAACAUGUUAAGUUAUUUAGGUUAUUCAUUGUGUGUAUGUGCAGGUGCCAAGAAUUUGCCAGUGUUGUAUUGUAAUGUGAGGCUUGCCUGAUAAUGCUAUCCUCUUUUUUUUUGUUCUCGCACUUGGCGGGCAUGAAUUGGGUCGACGCUAUUCCUGGAAUCCGGCACAUCCUGUGCGCGGCAACCAACGGGCGACCAUGACGACAGAGGUGGGAUCUGAGACGGAGGUGAAGAAGGAGCCGGAGAAGGCGGAGCCACAGUCGACCUCGACCAAUCCCGACCCGGCAGCAGCAGCAGCACAACAGGAGGAAGAGAAGCCGGCUGCCAGCAGCGCGCCAGCCAAUCCCGAGGCAGAACCAGCACCAGAGGCCGCGGCUGCAGCAGCUGAACCUUCGACCGAAGCAGCAGCAGGAGACGCAGCAGAGGCCCCAGCAGACGGCCCAGCCACUGAGGAGCAGGCCACAGCGGAGGCAGACAAGCCCAAGGCCUCCGAGGAGAAGAAAGACAAGAAGGAGAAGGAGAAGGAGAAGGAGGGCAAAGGCGGCAUCUCCCGCUUCCUCCCCCCAUGGCUUAAGAGGUCCAAGUCCCAGAGCCAGGUGGGACCCAAGGACGGAGCAGCAGCAGGAGGAGCGCCGGCCAAGGAAGGAGACGCAGAGGCGGUGAAAGAAGAGGAGGAGCAGGAGAAGAAGGAGGAGGAGGAGGAGGGCAAGGAGAAGUCUGCUGCAGAGGAGGCCAAGGUCGACGGGGAGGUCGAGCAGGCGGCUCAGGUGUCUAGUGCGGAGGGGAAGCCGGCGGAGGAGGACAAAGAGGAGGAGAAACACUCGCUAGGGAGCGCAGACACACAGCCGGCUAAGGAAGAGAAAGGGGAGGAGUCCCCGGCCAAGGAGGCGGAGCAUAAGGGUGAGAACGGCGUUGAGGAGGAGGAGGAGGAGGAGGAGGCAGGAGGAGAAGGCGUAGUGGAGAGGAAGGAGGAGGAGGAAGAGCAGCAGGUGGAGAAGCAAGCGGAGAGUAGCAUCCUGUCACCACUCAGGCUCAGCAAGAAGAUCAAGAUGGUCACCUGCCAAGUCACCAUGCUGGACGGCACGCAGUUCCCCUGCGAAGUGGAGAAGCGUGCCAAGGGCCAGUACCUGUUCUUCAAGGUGUGUGAACAGCUGAAUCUGCUGGAGAAGGACUACUUUGGACUCGCCUACAAGGACAACGCUGACCAGAAGUGCUGGCUGGACCCUCUGAAGGAGAUCAAACGCCAGAUCCGCAACGGACCAUGGAACUUUGCGUUCAAUGUGAAGUUCUACCCUCCAGACCCAUCCCAACUGACCGAGGACAUUACCAGGUACCUGCUGUGCCUGCAGCUGCGCGAGGACAUCGCGUCGGGCCGUCUGCCGUGCUCCUUCGUGACGCACGCGCUGCUGGGCUCGUACACGCUGCAGGCGGAGCUGGGCGACUACGACCCCGAGGAGCACCGCGGAGACUACGGCAGCCACUUCCAGUUCGCACCCAACCAGACGCGCGACAUGGAGGACAAGGUGCUGGAGCUGCACAAGUCACACAGAGGCGUGACUCCAGCCCAGGCAGACACCCAGUUCCUCGAAAACGCCAAGAAGCUCUCCAUGUACGGCGUGGACCUGCACCAUGCUAAGGACUCUGAGGGUGUGGACAUCAUGUUGGGUGUGUGUGCCAACGGGCUGCUGAUCUAUAAGGACCGUCUGAGGAUAAACCGCUUCGCCUGGCCCAAGAUCCUCAAGAUCUCCUACAAGCGGAGCAACUUCUACAUCAAGAUACGGCCCGGAGAGACGGAACAAUUUGAGAGCACCGUUGGCUUCAAGCUGCCCAAUCAUCGCGCUGCCAAGAAACUGUGGAAGGUCUGUGUGGAGCAUCACACUUUCUUCAGGCUGAUGACCCCUGAGCAGCCCACCAAGGCCAAGUUCCUGACGCUGGGCUCCAAGUUCCGCUACAGUGGCCGCACGCAGGCCCAGACGCGGCAGGCCAGCUCCCUCAUCGACCGCCCCGCGCCCUAUUUCCAGAGGACCUCCAGCAAACGCAUCUCACGCAGCCUGGACGGAGCUCCAGUGAUUAAUGUGAUUGGUGAUGGCGAGAAGGAGAAUGGCCGCGACCCCGCCCUCGACCUCUCCUCCGACUCCAAGGAUGAAGAUGAGGAGGAGGAGGAACCGCCUCGUGGUGAUGAUGAUGUCGCUGCUGCCGCCGCCACCGCUGUAGUGGCCGAUGCCCCAAAGCCACCAGAGGAGGCUACAGAUGACUCGGAUGGCACCUUGAGAAAGAGCAAGUUGAGAGUGAAGGGGGAGAAUAUAUAUGUCAGACAUAGCAAUCUAAUGUUGGAGGACCUGGAUAAGACCCAGGAGGGUGUGUUGAAGCACCAGGCUAGCAUUAGCGAGCUAAAGCGCAGCUUUAUGGAGUCCUCCCCCGAGCCGCGGCCCAGUCAGUGGGAAAAGCGGCUCACCAGCAGCCCCGCCACCAGCCUGCGCCUGCAGGCCCAAGGGACUCCUCCGCCGCGAAUGGAGACCUUCCGGCCUGCUGCGGAGGAUCGAGACGUCAGCAAGAGCGUUGACGUCGACAAGCACAGCAAGCCCGAGCCGGCGGCCACCCCUGUCUCCACAGUCACCGCGGCGUCCCCAGCCGCCCAGCCGGUGGUGGAGAUCGAGGAGACGGUUAUAGUGGAGGAGGUCAGGAAGACCCCCAAGCCAAACGCAGAAGAAGAAGAAGAAGCAGCAGCAGCAGCGGAGGCCAAAGUCAAUGGAGGCGGCCCGCAAGAGCUCCCCCCGGUGGUGGUGCUGGUGGAGGGCAAGAAGGCAGGCGUCACGGUGUGCGUGUCCUCGGACAGCGAGAGCGAAGAGGAGGCCGAGUACCACCCGCAGGUGACCAGCGUCUCAGUGGAGAGGAUCAAGGAGGAGCCGGAGGAGGAGGAGGAGGAGGAGCCGAAAGAGGCCGCGUCCGCGCCGCAGCCUGAGCCAAUGGCAGAGCCCCAACCCGAACCCGAGCCUAGUCCCGCUUCCGUCACUGCCGCUCAGCCAAUAGAGGAGGUGGAGGAAGCCAAAGAAGCCGCCGAGGUGGAGGAAGCCGGCCCCGCGCAGGAAGCCGGCCCCGUGGAGGAGGCUGUGUCAGCCACCGCGCCUGAGGAGGCUACCAACGGCAACGGUUACCCGGCAACGGAAGCGCAAGGCACGGUCUCUGUGGAGGAGGAGGAGGACGAGGAAGAGGAGCCGCGCAUGAACGGAGACGCGUCCCACCUGGACACAGACCACCUCCCCCAGGUUAUUUGUUGCUCUGAGCCCCCCGUGGUGAAGACGGAGAUGGUGACCAUCUCGGACACGUUUGCGGCCCAGAAGACCGAGAUCGCCACCAAGGAGGUGCCCAUCGUGCACACCGAGACCAAGACCAUCACCUACGAAGCAGCGCAGUUGGAUGGUAGUGGGGAUGGAGAGCCUGGCGUUCUGAUGACCGCCCAGACCAUCACCUCCGAGUCACUCUGCACAACGACCACCACACACAUCACCAAGACGCUAAAAGGAGGGCUCUCGGAGACUCGCAUUGAGAAGCGCAUCGUCAUCACCGGCGAUUCGGACAUCGACCACGACCAGGCCCUGGCACAGGCCAUAAAGGAAGCCAAAGAGCAGCACCCAGACAUGUCAGUGACGCGGGUGGUGGUCCACAAAGAGACAGAGCUAGCGGAGGACGAGGACUGAGAGUUACAGAGUUGAAGAACUCCCAUCACCCUGCAACCUUCUACCCACCCCUCCCUCCCUCCCUCUCUCAUCCCUCCAUCCUGCCCCUGCCCCCAGCAGGUGCCACGGGUGAGGAGGAGGAGGAGGAUGGAGGGAUGAGUAAUCUCCCAUGUUACGGCGAGCGAGAGAUGGAGAGAGCGAGAUGGAGAGGGAUGAGAGAGAGGACCGCGAAGCCUGAGACCACCUAUUCGUGCAUCGCUCACCUUCAUCUGUCUUUUUUUUUAAUCAUUCUGAAAACGAGAACCACUUAGCUAACAUUUGUAGUGUGUUUAUAUUUUUUAGUGCUACCCCCCCCUCCCCCCUCCCUCUUCCCCCAUACCCUUACUCCCCACUCCACACCCCUCUUCCUCCUCCUUCCUCCUUUUUGUUGUUUUCAAAAGAGUGUACCAUUAUGAACGUCAGAUAGAAUUUACGUGGUCAAUUUUUUUAUCGUUGUAGUUUUCACCACAUUCCUAGUGUGUACAGCGUGGGGGAGGGGUGAUAUUUGAAGGAUGCAAACAAAUCAAAAAAAGGACAAAAAAAAGACACUAUUAACAAACAAAAAACCUGAAAGCGCAUUCUCACUAUCCAUCACUAUCCAUUCACAGUGUAAUCUCGGAAAUUUGAAUAUGGGUAUACUGAGCUGUGAAGCUAGCUCUGGACUUGGUACAAUAUGUUUGUUUUUUUUGUUUUUUUUUCCUUUGUUGUUUUGAGCCAAGAUUUUUGAAUUUUGUACUUUUUGUGGGGGUGGGGAUGGGGGAUGGGAUAUGGGCAGGAUUUUGGUUAAGAGGGAGAGAAACUUCCAGAACAUUUCAUUGAUCGAUCGAUUUUAUUGUUGUUUCCAAGGGACCAUGUGUAAAGGGCAGGAGGGCACUGUGUCAUUUUCUAGUACAUUUGCACUGCAGUGCCAACCACACACACAACUCUUACUAUGCAGACCACCAGGGGGCGGUAUUCCAAAACACCUGGCUCAGUAGUAAACCAGGGGUGUGCAUUUCUCGAAAGCGUAAUUGUUAGCAGUUAGCAACUUGGGUAGUUGCCAAUGGGAAAUUGCAUUGCAACCAACAAAGUAGCUAACAUAGUUAGCAAGUACGCUUUCCAGAAAUCCACCCCAGGUAAUACAAUUCUCAACACAGUUAAACCUUAAAGGUAUUGGUAAAUCAUCGAAUAUAAGAGCCAAGAGUCCUCAUUUCCUUAACUAAAUGACACCUGUGGAUCAUCUAUUAGCAUGUUUGCUACUUCCUGUAGGUUCGUUUAAGACGGGGUAUCAAUUAACCAUGGUCUUGGACUACAUGCAGUUGCAUGGUUAAGUGAUAAACCAGGCUAAGUUAACCUACAGGAAGUAGCAAACAUGCUAAUAGAUAGUCCACAGCUAUCAUUUAGAGGUGUCAAUCCCGUGUUCAGAAAGUAAAAGCCCUGCAUUGCAACACAUUUGAUCCAAACAGCUCUGAAUCAGAUGAUCCUAAUGAGUCGCCUAGACAGGGUUGACCAGUCACCUUUGUUGAAAGGAAACUUUGACCAGGUUUUUACCUCUGAAGAGGGAUUUUGGCACCUCUGGUCAUUUUGUUUUAAAAAAUAAUAAUAAAUGAAAAAGAGGACUUCUGGACUCCUCCAUGAGAUGAGUCUAUCAGUACCUUGAGGUUAACUGUAUCUGGUUUACUACUGAUCCAGGUUCUUGGAAUCCUCCACCGGAUUAAACGAACGAGUUUUAAAACAUUCCACAACAGGGAGGGGCUUACACAACUACCUCCCUCAACAACACACAGACGAAAGUUACAAGACAUUAAUUGUUUAAAAAAAAUAAAAUGAAAAUCAUAAAUAUUAUAUUUAAAGAAUCAUAAAACAAAACUAGGCAGCUUGGAAACUUUUGCUUUUCUUGUAACUCUGGCUUCCUUAAUCCGAUAUAUAUUUGUAGAAAUCUUUUUUUUUUCUUUUUUUUUAAAUCUAAAAAAUAAAAUAAAAAAACGGUCUUUAUCUGUACAACCAAUUUAGAUAUCAUUGAGGUGGGUUUGUUUGCCCUUUUAAAAAUAUUUUUAAUAUAUUUCCAUGGGGAUCUUUUUUGGACUAAAUGAAUCGGCAGCACACAAACACACAAAAAAAAAUCACAAGUUUCAAUGUUUUACAUGUAGAUAUACCCGAGCUAGCUUCCCCCCCCCCCUGCCGCUUUCGCGCACCCUGCUACAUGUUAUUUCUGCAGAAUGAAAUAAAAUAAAACAAACCAACCUUCAGUUGAGACAAUUUGCUCAUUGGACCCUGUGUAUAAUAGCAGAUGACGGUUGGCUUUUAGCUGCUUGAAAGAAAUCGUUUGUGUUUUUGUGUUUUUAUCCUUCUAUUCCUCCACCAGCCCAUGCCCUCAAAUUCAGUGUAACACUGUUCAAAAUAAAAGUUUGUUUAUUCUCUAAAUGCA